CUCAGGUGUUUCAGGAGAGGAACACACUGUCACUUCAGCUUCGGGGAAGCAGCCAGAACCUACGAGAAGCCCAGAGCCAAUGUGCAACUCUGCAGAGACAGCUCCAGGAGGUUAAGCCCAACAAGCAGUUUGUGCAGGAGCUACAGUCAUGUGACUCAGCGCCAGGAGCACCACAAGAGAGGAAGGAACCACAACCGGAAUUGCGAGAGCUGCAAGAGAGAUAUCUGCAAAUGAAACAACAGAAUAUUGAGGCUGAACAAGUGAAAAGAGAUCUGGAGCAGCAGCUGAGAGAGGAACGUGAGCGGUCAGAUGAGAGGGUGCAGGAGAUGAAGGAGACGGUGAUGAGGUUACAGUCACACAGGUGGUCAUCCUCUGAGGGAGCCAAUGAGUUGUCGCUGCUGAUAGAGCCCCAGGAAAUCAUGAAGAGCAAGGCCAGGAGUUCAUCUCUGCGCAGAUUACUGCAUCACAUUUAUUUCUAUCGCACCCGGACUCCUUUGCUGUUUGGACUUUACCUGCUCACCAUUCAUGUGCUGCUGCUGCUCUGUUUAUCGGGGCAUCUAUGAUGGUACAGACGUUUCCUUGAGAGAAGACAGCACAUGCCACCACAGUUAUAACCAGGGGAUGACCUCACGCAGUGCCACCACAGUUAUAACCAGGGGAUGACCUCACACAGUGCCACCACAGUUAUAACCAGGGGAUGACCUCACACAGUGCCACCACAGUUAUAACCAGGGGAUGACCUCACACAGUGUCACCACAGUUAUAACCAGGGAUGACCUCACACAGUGCCACCACAGUUAUAACCAGGGGAUGACCUCUCACAGCUCCAGACUGUGUCAUGAAAAGAGAACUCAGUGCAUAGAACGUGAGAGGAUGUUACUAGAGGAUAGAAAAAUCAUUUGUUCUGUGUUGUCAUCUCUGGAUUGAGACUUGGAAGGAAUUACUUUGGUUGGAUUAGAGAAUGGAAAGAAGUAGGUAAAUCCAUCUCAAGCAAAUCACAGACCAUUAUCACUGUCACUGGGGUCUACAACACUUCUCUAAUUAUGCACAAUACCAAAUGAUUAACUAGUGGUGAGAGCUUCCUAAUUUUAUAUGAUGACAGAACAUCAUAGUAUAAAUCGCUACAAACUGUAUAAUAACUUUAUAGCACUUGGCUUUUAUGUAGAUAUGUUAAUUAAAAAGCUUUUGUAAUUGUAGAA
Molecule: messenger RNA, 1199 nt
Organism: Bombina bombina (fire-bellied toad)
Lineage: Eukaryota; Metazoa; Chordata; Amphibia; Anura; Bombinatoridae
Product: golgin subfamily B member 1-like
Exons: 5
Coding region: 231-563 (110 amino acids)
Cellular component (GO): endoplasmic reticulum-Golgi intermediate compartment; Golgi apparatus; cis-Golgi network
Source: RefSeq, a predicted model, not a curated record